Molecule: messenger RNA, 682 nt
Organism: Gymnodraco acuticeps
Lineage: Eukaryota; Metazoa; Chordata; Actinopteri; Perciformes; Bathydraconidae
Gene: rpp30
Product: ribonuclease P/MRP 30 subunit
Biological process (GO): tRNA processing
Cellular component (GO): nucleolar ribonuclease P complex
Molecular function (GO): RNA binding
Source: RefSeq, a predicted model, not a curated record
AGAGCGACGGCGGCAGAGUAUAGGGGGUUCGACCUGCUGGCUGUUCAGCCGACCACAGAGAAGCUGUUCCACGCAGCCUGUAUGAUCUGUGACGUGGACAUCAUCUGUAUCUCAGUGACGGAGAAACUCCCGUUUAUCUUCAAGAGAGCGCCGGUCAACGGGGCCACAGAGCGAGGCGUUGUGUUCGAGGUCUCGUACGCUGCAGCGCUCAGAGACUCCACCAGGCGGCGCUACACCAUCGCUAACAGCACCGCGCUGAUGGAGAGCUGCAGGGGCAGGAACGUGAUCCUGAGCAGCGCCGCAGAAACGCCUCUGGAGCUCAGAGGGCCCUAUGACAUCACCAACCUAGGUUUGUUGUUCGGUCUGACAGACGGAGAUUCUAAAGAUGCCGUUUCCUCCUCCUGCCGAUCAGUGGUGCUGCACGCAGAAAGCCAGGAAACUGCGAGCGGCAUCAUCUACACAGUGCAGCACCCGGAGGCCCCGCCCACAAAGACAACCGGUAGACACAGGUGACCCUCCUGCAGCCAAGAGAGCCAAGCCUGGCGCGGUGAUUGACAGCUGAGGGGCGGGACUAAGUGAUUUAUUGUUCUAGGCAUCCCAUAAUCAUCCUGAAUGAUCUCUUUGCGUUGAAUGUUUCUCAUGUGUUUUGUGAAUAAAGUUUAUUUCUUUAUUGAACAGGAAA